Messenger RNA from Branchiostoma belcheri (Belcher's lancelet), 4790 nucleotides. Its product is annotated as BTB/POZ domain-containing protein 9-like. Bases 894 to 2696 code for a protein of 600 amino acids. The record is from RefSeq and is a predicted model, not a curated record. Lineage: Eukaryota; Metazoa; Chordata; Leptocardii; Amphioxiformes; Branchiostomatidae. Gene Ontology annotation, molecular function: protein binding. Gene Ontology annotation, biological process: adult locomotory behavior; circadian behavior; modulation of chemical synaptic transmission. The transcript is spliced from 11 exons.
UUGUAAUGUACAUAUUGCUCUAAUCUUCUUGUGAGUUCUGUAAAAUGAAAAUUUCACUGCCCCUCCUCCUUGGAUCUUCAUCGCCAUAUUCGUCGAUAUUGACUGGCGAAUUUCCUAGAAUUGCUUCCAUCUUUGGCCACCCCCAAUUGGAUGACUGAUGAUGGAACGACGUUUGCUAGACAGCCGACCGGCUUGAGUGGGCGUUUUAUUACCUGCACAAAAAUGUAUGGUUUGAGCAGAACUGUCAGACGGUUUUAUAGUUACCCACCACAACAAAAUCAAAUAAGGUGUUGUGUUGACAUGACGCGGGUUCAACUGAGUUCGCACUCCACAUGAAUAUAAGCUGGGCCCCUGGACUGUACAGGCGACGGACGUUGCGGACGAGGUAUGGUCAUGUUCCUUUAAAAUGUUAGAGAAAAUCUAUUACAUCAGUGGUGCUUUGAAUUUUGAUAAUUAAAGGCACUAGUAGGCAUACUUAACUUGUGUCAUGUGAACCCCAAUAUUAAAUAAAUCAUGUUGUUAUUGCGACCAGAUGACAGAGUUCAAAGAUGUCGCAAAAUGCCCCCUAGAUACAUGUGUAGACAUCAGUUUAUAUUGCUUAUAAUCAAACUAAUAAUGUAUGGACCAGGAUCAAUGAUGUAGAAGGUGGAUGUGGAAAGAUUCUCUUCAGGUUUUUAUUGCUAAUGUUAUUUUGGUUCUUAUUGUGUCAACUUUCUUGAGCAUUUUGCCCUCAAAACCAUCCAGUGCAUUUUUUUUUCAGUUUUCGCACACACCCCUUCCGAAAUAUCCAUCCUGUAUCACACCUAUUUCCACUGCGGCCCAUGACAGAGGUUCAUGUGAUGGGUGUCCUGAGAAGUUUGCAUUGGUGAGGACAUAGACGUUGUUACUGCACAAUGUCUGACAACCACAACCAGCUGCAGGUGCACACCCCCGUGGGGGAAGUGGAACAUACUCACGUAUUGUCAGAACACAUCGGCGCACUGUUCCUGAAUGAUGAGUACAGUGAUGUCACGUUCCUCGUGGAGGACAAGAAGUUCCCGGCACAUCGCAUCAUUCUGGCUGCCAGGUGUGAAUACUUCAGAGCCCUGUUGUUUGGAGGUAUGAGAGAGUCAAAGCCAGGCACUGGUGAGAUCCCCCUCCCCGAGACAUCUGCCAUCGCCUUCCAGGCCCUGCUCAGAUACAUCUACACUGGCAAAAUCAACCUGGCAGAUCUUAAGGAAGAGAACAUCCUGGAUGUCCUCGGUCUGGCACACAAGUACGGCUUCCUUGAACUGGAGGCCUCCAUCUCGGACUACCUCCGUGCCAUCCUGAACAUCCGUAAUGUAUGCAUGGUGUAUGACGUGGCCACCCUCUACUCCCUAUUGUCCCUGUGCCACACCUGUUGUGAGUUCAUGGAUAAGAACGCACUGGAGGUGCUGAACAGUGAUGGUUUCCUAACUCUCUCUCAUGAUGCCUUGAAGGAGAUCAUAAGCAGAGAUUCCUUCUGCGCUCCGGAGAAAGACAUCUUUGCUGCCACCCUUCGCUGGUCUGAAGAAGAGCCGAAUAAAAACGAGGAUGUGCGCCAGAUUGUGAAGUCCAUCCGGCUCCCCCUAAUGAGCCUGGCAGAGCUGCUGAACGUGGUCCGGCCCACCAACCUGGUCGAACCCGACAACAUUCUGGACGCCAUCAAAACCAGGUCAGAGAGCCGCGACAUGGACCUCAACUACAGGGGCUUCCUCACCCCCGAGGAGAACAUUGCGACCUUGAGACAUGGGGCUUCGGUCAUCAAGGGCGAGAUGAAGGCUGCGCUGCUGGAUGGGGACUGCACGAACUACGACCUAGACAGAGGCUUCACCAGACACCCCAUUGAGGAGAACAACGGUGGGGUUGUAGUGAAGCUGGGCCAGCCAAGCAUCAUCAACACCAUCCGCCUGUUGCUAUGGGACAGGGACACCAGGUCCUACUCAUAUUACCUGGAGGUGUCCAUGGAUGAGAAGGACUGGCUGCGGGUUGUGGACCACUCUCGCUACUUGUGCCGCUCCUGGCAGACACUACACUUCCCCACCAGAGUCAUCAAGUAUGUGAGAAUAGUGGGAGUGCACAACACUGUGAACAAGGUGUUCCACUUGGUGUCCUUUGAGUGCUUGUAUACCAACAAACCUUUCCAGUUAGAGAAGGGACUACUGGUCCCUUCAGAGAACGUAGCAACGACCCAGCACAGUGCCAGUGUGAUCGAGGGCGUGAGUCGCAGUCGCAACGCUCUGCUGAAUGGAGACACGAAGAACUACGACUGGGACUCGGGGUACACGUGUCACCAACUGGGCAGCGGCGCUAUCGUGGUGCAGCUGGCACAACCCUUCAUCGUCGGCUCCAUGAGGUUGUUACUGUGGGACUGUGAUGACCGUAGCUACAGUUACUACAUAGAAGUAUCUACAGACCAGCAACACUGGGAACUGGUGUGUGACAAGACCAGGGAGGCAUGCAGAUCCUGGCAGACAAUAUUCUUUGAGAAGAGACCUGUCACCUUUAUACGGAUAGUUGGGACCCACAAUACUGCAAAUGAGGUUUUCCACUGUGUCCAUUUUGAGUGCCCAGCCAACCCUAACAGCCCUGCACCCUCGGACGAUGGUUCUUCAGACAGCAGCUCGGUGCAGGGGGCCAUGGGUGGGCCGCCCCCCGCUCUGGACGGCUCCUUCCAUGCCCAGUACAACAUAUGACAGGGCCGGUAUAGGGGCUUGUAUUAUAGUCGUGGUUUUGUAUGCUGUGUGGGGUGGUUAAAUGUAGAAGAGAGGUCUGCCUGUAUGAGAUUUCAGCGUGUUUGUGUACAGCAAUCAAGAGAGGAAUGUGUCUCCUUUAAGAAGUGGAUCCAUAAAAGCCGGCAAUGUUUAGAUUGUAUACUAGUAAGAAUAUUUAUUGGGUAUUUAUGUCAGUGUACCCUUCAUUCAAUUCAAAAGAAAUGUUAUUCUUGUAAUUUUGUUGACUUUUGUAAAUGAGAAAUUGCUUCACUUAGUUGUAAAUGUGUAGAUAUACCAAAUUAAUGUAUCUAAAAUAUUCUAUAUACCUUCUGUAAGUUGAACUUGAAUUUUUGUAAUUUUGGAAUCAUGAUUAUAAGAUUGGUGAAUAUGAAAGAAAUGAAUUUUAAAAUUAGAAAAAGUUUAAAGAGAGGACCAAGUCUGUCAGGUUUUGCAAGAUUAUGUAUAGCUCUUGAUUUUAUUUCCUUAAAUAAUUUCACUCUUUUCACACCAAAGGUAUUUGUCCCUCUUUAUGCAUACUUAUGAGAAACAAAUCCAUAGCAAGUAUUGGAAUUGACACAGGUCACUUUUUUUAGGAAAUUGGACAGUUUCAUUAAGUUGAUGACUGUACCGUAGAAUUUCAUAUAUAAUCUGAAAGGAGAUAUUGUAUGAUAUUAGAUAUCAUGAUGUCUAUUUCUGUCAUAUUUUUGACAGUUUAAAUUCAAGUUUCUGAACCAGUGUUAUACGUAAUUGCCAAUACAACCUCAAAUUAUCAAAUCUGUGCUAAACCUUACAUGAGCAAGUAUUACAUGAGAGAAUUUUUUUGGAUGAGGGAAAAUUGCAAUGAAGUCCUCUGUUGUUUUUUAAUUGAGUCGCAUUGUAAGACUCUUUUCUUUGUUCCUGUAUGUGAUGGAAAUGGAAAGUUGCUUUUGGUACCCAGCAAUUUUCUUUGUCUUAUCUGUCAAACUCUACGAAAUUCCAAGAAAUAAUGAUAUUUUGGCCAAUAUAUGCCUGAAGUAAAAGGCUACUGUCAAUCCAAAAGAUGAUAGAUUAUUCAGACAGGAGUCAUGGAUAUGUGGACCACUGCAGAUCAAAUCCUGGCAUGUUGGUAUGAUGUAAUCAUAAAAAGAGGCUGCAAUCAGCAUAGUUGGCCCACUGAUUUUGUAUACAUUUCUUCUAUAUUGGUACAUUUAUAAGGCAUAUUUUUAGUGUUAAAAUGUUUCUUAGGGCCCAAUGUUAAACCUUCAGUGUUUGUACGGUUUAAGUCUGAAGUGACAAAUGUUCAACUAAAAAGAGCGACUCUGCAAAAGCUUUUGGACUCUGCUUCCUGCCAACUCAUGUAUGAUGAAGUCUGUUGCAUGUAGAGUUCUUUGCUGUACGAUAGAUUUUACUGGCCGAACUAGAAAUCAUGAUAACAAAUUACAACAGUGUUACAGAUGUGUAUGAAUGGUUGAUAUUGUUGACAAAAUAAGUGCAAAGAAAAACUGUAUGGUCAGUGUUCAAAUGGCAUAUUGCUAUUGCAGUAAUUAGUCAAGGAUCCAAGGUACAUAAUGAGUUUGUGUAACAAAAUACACAAUGUGAGACAAAAAUGUCACACCAACUUGAUUAGCUGUCUUUCAGUGGACAAAACAAAAGAACAACAAGUAAGAAAAAUGUUGCAGUAGUCUGUGUUACCAAUCUGGACUUUAUCCCACUUCUUGCCAAGUCCAACAUAACAUUUGAAAGACAAGGACCUUUUUUAACCUCCCUGCUACCUUACCCUGUAACUGAACCAGACCUGGCACCAAAAGGCUGCCUUGACAAGGAGAAGGUUAAGGAGGGCCUUGUCCGGAUCCUGAUUGACAGCUAUGGAGAGUGUUGAAGUAUGUGGUGUGAAUAAUUAACAACCCUUUCACAGCAUACCUUUGAUGUGUACUGAUGAUGAGAUGGUGCACUGUCAGGAGCUUAACUCUGAAGCUUCCCUGAAACUUUACAGAAACUCAAUGACAGCAUCUAUUUUUUAUGUUCGUUUGUUGCUAAUGCUGCUUUAUAGCCGGGUGUCAUGGACAAAGAUGUAUAUAAUAAAUUUAUGAUUAGACU